Messenger RNA from Fundulus heteroclitus (mummichog), 3782 nucleotides. Its product is annotated as BMP/retinoic acid-inducible neural-specific protein 3. The transcript has 8 exons. Lineage: Eukaryota; Metazoa; Chordata; Actinopteri; Cyprinodontiformes; Fundulidae. The record is from RefSeq and is a predicted model, not a curated record. Gene Ontology annotation, biological process: positive regulation of neuron differentiation; negative regulation of mitotic cell cycle. The coding region runs from base 643 to 2955 and encodes 770 amino acids.
AAUAAAUUAAAUUGCGGCGGUAUGGGCAUAGGAGGGAGAGAGAGCGCGCCCUGAAUGCCAUUCACACAUCCCGCGCGCUGGGGAGCUCAGUCACCGUCAGGAUCAUCGGGGGUUCUCCGUGCGCUCCGCGUACGCCCCAAGAGCGUCGUCUCCAAUCAACAGCGACCUGGCAUAUAGGACAGCCGCUUACCCCGCUUCAAUGGACUUUGUUCGUUUGCUCAUUAGGAAGAUGCGUUAAAAUUAUUAGUACACCUGGAAGAGCCGAAUCUCUUACACAUCACGUCCGCAGCAACUCACUUGGAGAGCACUUGAGAAUCCUUCCUGCUGAAGCAUCUCCAGCGCUUCUCCGCUGGAAACAUAACGUUUUCUUUCUUUUUUUCUUUUUUUUUAAGAGAGGAGGAGUUCUGGAUUCAUCUUCUGUUUAGUUCAACUUGCGUAGCCCUUUUUAGGGCGCAACAUAUCCGAUCAUACUUUAUCCGAUGCCCCCCAGUAUACGCGCCCCGCUGAACAGAACUUCGCGGUCCUAUGAGAGGAUUUUGCGGAGAUUUUUUCUCGACCAGCCACGGACCAAAAGACUUACAGAAUAAGGACUCAUUGUGAUUGAAAGGAGAAUGACGAGUCACCGGGGCCGGGGGAAGCACCAUGAGUGGCCCGUGCACCACCACUAGACUGACGGCCCUCAUGUUUCUAUGGAAGUGGUUGACAUUAAGCCUGCUCGUGAGCUGGUUGUCAGGAGGGGCCAGUGCCGCGGACACCACCGGCGGUGGCUUCAGCGGCUCAAAUGGACACCUGGGCUGGCUCCUGUCAGAGAAGGGUCCUUUUCACAACUCACAGGAGUUUGUUGAUUUCACAGAACGCUACCAGCAGGGAUUCGCAACCAAGUACAAAAUAUACAGGGAAUUUGGCCGCUGGAAGGUGAACAGCUUGGCCCUGGAGAGACAAGAAAACAAUGGCUUUUCGUUGCCGCUGGACCCAGAGUUCCUCCAGACCAUUAGGCAGCUGGGCAGGAGGCCCAGUCUCAGGGCCAUCACUGACAACAUCAUCAGGAAAUACGGAACCCACUUCCUGCUUUCUGCAACGCUCGGAGGGGAAGAGUCUUUAAUGAUCUUUGUGGACAAGCGGAAGUUGAGUCGGACAUCUGAAGCGAGUGAAUCCAAUGGCACAGCUGUGACGCUGGAAGCUCUGCACCAGCUGGCUGCCUCCUAUUUCAUCGACAGAGAGAGCACCUUGCACAAGCUGCACCACAUUCAGAUCGCCUCUACUGCCAUCAAGGUGACCGAAACAAGGACGGGCCCUCUUGGAUGCAGUAACUAUGACAACCUCGACUCUGUCAGCUCUGUUUUGGUUCAGAGCCCUGAAAACAAGAUUCAUUUGCAAGGCCUCCAGGCCAUACUGCCAGAGUAUCUCAGAUCCAGGUUUGUGCAGGCUGCUUUAAGUUAUAUUGGCUGCAAUGAAGAGGGCCAGUUUGUGUGCCGGGACAACGACUGCUGGUGCCAGUGUGGUGUCGACUAUCCAAAAUGUAAUUGCCCAGAGGUGGAUCUGAGCGCUAUGGAAGGCAGUUUACUGCAAAUCAGAGAUUCGUGGAACAUGGCCAAUCAAGACUUCGAGGCAUCAGAAGAGUUCCAAAACUUUGUUCGAAGGCUUCCCACAUUCUACGCCCUCAACGCGUCUGCCAUCCAGUAUUUCUGGAAGAUGGAGCCAUCUAUUCACCAACGCUACAAACAGCUGGAGCUCAGCACACAGCAGCUCGUAAGCAAAGCACGCCGCAUCAUCAACAAGAUCUUCACCCUCAGCAAGAGGUGUCAAACUCAACCCAAAAUUAUUAUGCUACGGGAGAGGCCCUUUGUGUACUGGCUCAACUACAUCCUCUCCAUCAUGUACUGCAGCGAAAACAACCACCUCGGUUCCUACAUGGAGGAGACGCGGAGCUGCUCCUGCCCUUACGAGCAUCCUCCCUGCCAGAGUGUGAUCCCAUGCACAGUAGGGGAGGGUUCCUCCUGUGCAUCUUGCUCCUAUGAAAAUCGCUCCCGCUGCGCCACAUGCAAUCAGGGCUACAUGCUGAGCCAGGGCAUGUGCCGCAACGAAGUGCCAGACUCCACUGACCAUUACAUCGGUUUUGAGACUGACCUGCAGGACAUGGAGCUGCGCUACCUGCUGCAGAAAAGAGACAACAGGAUCAGCAUCCACGGCAUCUUUGUCAGCAAUGAUGUCAGGCUUAAUAACUGGUUCGACCCGUCGUGGAGAAAGAGGAUGUUGCUGACUCUAAAAAGUAAUAAAUACAAAUCAAACCAUGUCCACAUGCUCCUGGGGAUGUCACUGCAGAUUUGCCUUACCAAGAACAGCACACUUGACCCCAUGCUCUCUGUCUAUAUCAAUCCAUUUGGAGGGAGUCACUCAGAGAGCUGGAUCAUGCCCAUUGACCAGAACAACUACCCAGACUGGGAGAGGACUAAAUUAGACCUUCCCUAUGACUGCUACAACUGGACCUUGACUUUAGGCAAUAAGUGGAAAACAUUUUUUGAGACAGUCCACUUCUACCUACGGAGCCGCAUCAGGGGCCCCUCAGGCACUGGAAAUGGAAGUGUAUAUUUUGAACCACUGGAAUACCUAGAAUCAGAGCAAAACCUGGGGUACAUGAAGAUCAACAGCAUCCAGAUGUACGGCUACAGCAUGCACUUUGACCCAGAAGCGAUCCAGGACUUAAUUUUACAGCUGGACUACCCAUACACUCAGGGAUCGCAGGACUCGGCCCUGCUGCAGCUGCUAGAGAUCCGGGAUCGGGUCAACAGGCUUUCCCCACCGGGAGCUCAGCCUCUGGAUCUCUUUUCUUGUCUGCUGCGACACCGGCUCAAACUGUCCACUACAGAUGUUGCCAGGAUCCAGGCAGCACUGCAGACUUUCAGUGCCAAGCAGCCAAACUCCAUUGAAUAUGAAACAACCAAAUUAUGUAGCUAGUAAGUUGGCCGUUGGCCAUAUGCACAGAUGGAGCAGUUAUCACACAGGCCUAAUACUUGCGAGGAGCAAUUCUAAAGCAGAGCAAUGGACAUUUUGGGGACCUUGUCAUUGUCGCUGUGAAUCUCAACUCCACUGCUGAGAUUCUCACAUCAACUUUUCCUAUAAAUUUGUAUAACACCUUAGAAUUGAAUAGGUUUUCACUAUACAUGCAGCAUUUUUUUUUCCUCUCUGUGAAAAUAAUUUUACAAUCUAUGAUAUAAAUUCAAAGCUCUACUAUCAGUCAUAUUUUACCAGUGAGCUGACAUUUGUAGAUUGCAGGAGUCUGAAUAACUCACACAUGAAUAAAAAGACAUUAUGCCGUGAAAGAAUACUCCAAGCAGUGUUAUUAUUUCACAAAAACAAUCUCAACACCAGUUUCUGUUUAUUUUGUAUUCCAUGUGUUUUCUCCACCAUGUAUACAUCAAAUAAAAGAUAAUUGCUUUCAUUUUAUCAUCCUUCAUUGGUGCAUGUCAGACAUGUUUGUUUAAAUUGUAUUUUUUUUUUUUUUUUUUGCUUAGAUUUUUGCUUUCCAUGCAAGGAUUGUCACUGUUUCUUUGUUCUAGUCUACUACCCAUUUUUGUAAGAAAACUCUAAAUAGAUGCUGUAUCAUGCAGAUUUCUUGAAAGAUACAAUAUAACAGGUUCACAAGGUGUUACAUGUGCUUUUAUUUUUAUAAUGCUGUUGUUUGUGAAGCAAAUGAUACAGCAACAUUGUCUAUAAAAUGUACAGUAAAAUUUGUUAAUACACCUAAUAAAAUACAUUUUUAUGUGUGGUCAAUAUCCAUUUUG